UUCUGGGGCCGCGGGUGUUGGUGGAGCGGUCAUUCAGCACUGCUCACACUGACUUUGGCCCGUGAUUUUCCCUCCGUAUGAGAGCUGCACGUCUGCGGAGUUCAGGCAGUAAUUGAGUGCUCCUGGGAAUCUGAACAGCUCCAGGGGUGGAAAUGCAAAGUGAAGCUCGGCAGCAGCGCUGACCUUGUGCAGCACGUUUGCUUGAAGGCCAAAGUGGGGCCUCCGUGCCACUGCAGUGCUUUAUCUGGGGCGACAGAAUGGUGGAUGUGCAUUUUGCAGAAAUGCUGCGGGUUGAUAAGUCACUGCUGUCUGUAACACAUCCCCGAUGUCGAUUAGCAGUGGAGCUCCCUAUUAGUUGCCCUUUUCCCCUCUGCAUUGCUAUUGCUGCUCUUAGAGGGCAUCAGAGCUCUGCUGGAGCUGCACGAGGCUGCAGGAAACCUGCCCAGGUCUGCUCAGCCCCAGACCUUCCUGCCCUCUGGUUGCGCUUUUGUUUGUGUUGUUCACUCAACAGAACUGUUCGCUUUGGAUUUGUGGGAUAUAUACUAAAUAAACCUUCAGAGCUGAGGAGUUCAUGGUGUAAUUCAGUUAUCCUUGGGGGCAUUCUGAAAGGAUGAAGACUUCCUGAGCUGCCCUGCAAGGUGGAAAAUCAGGUUGGAAAACAGCAGUGUUUGGUAGCCAGAGGGGGAAGGCUCUUCAGAGCCUCUGAAGCGUGCAGACGGAGCUGAUGAGAGGGUCAGAAAGCAGAGAUCAGAGGAGGAUCAGAACACUGGAACAGAAGCAGGGUGUGAUUUGGUGCUGCCUUUCAGGUGAUGAUUCAGAGCACGGAUUUGUGUUGUGAUGAAAACACGCAGCCUGCAGGCUGAGGUUGGUCCGAGCGCCGUCCUCACCUCCCAUGGGAGCAGGGCUGGCUCUGCUCCUCACAACUUGUUGGCACAGAGCUGUGAGGGGACGGCUGUGGGCAGCCCCAAGCGAUGCAGUGCAACUCCGGGCAGACAGGGAGCUUAGGUGGGGAUUAUUUCUUCUUAAAGGAAGAGCCUUUCUGUUAUAUCCAGGCUGCUUCUCAGAAAUUCCCUCUCCCAGUUCUCAGGACCCUGGGGAAGCACUGAUAAGGAGGACUGGCUCAACUGGUUUGCAGCUCUGCAGAGAUCUCAUGGACUUGUUUACUCUGGAAAACACUCUUAGAUGAGCAAAGACUUCCCCAGCCGAAGUGGUGCAGAGGCUCCUGAUCCAGCCCAGCAGGAGCUCGGUGCAGGUGGGGGAUGUGGGCCGGCCGGUGCUCUGUGUGAGCAGCCAGGAGCUGCCAACCCCUUCAGGUUCUUUAUCCCAGCAGCACAACAUGCCGCCAUCCCUCCUGCCGAGGCACGGCCCCAAGGAAGGCUCUGACCACCUCCUGGAGGGCAGCACAGGCUGCCAUGAAGGCGACCCACUCCCCCUACCAGGGACUGAUGGGGAGGAGGAGAAACCCCCCCUGACUGCCUGCGAGGCUCACCUCCAGCUGCCCGACUUCUGCUGCAGCCUUUCCCAGGACUUCAUCCCCACCUUGGAGGAGAUCGAGGAGUUCCUGAGGGAGAAGGCUGAGUUCCUGAAGGAUGGAGUGAGCGAGCAGCACGUGGCUGGAGUUGAAUCUGAAACCGGUUCGGGUGGCUCUGAGGGACAUCCACUUCAAGAAGAUGGCUCAGAUGGUUCCCAGCCUGGAGGGACAGCUGAUGGGAGCAACCAGGCAGCGGCUGACGGAGACGUUCCCGUUGUCCUCCAUAUCCAGCCUUUCCAACUUGAUAACAGCAGCCUGCUGGCACAGCCUGCUGUCAGAGUGACCCAACUGGUCAUCAGCUUACAGGGACAAAACCUAUCCCUCCUACCUCAGCUCCAGCACCCCGUCACCCUCGUGGACCAAAAGUACAUCAAGAUCGCCCCACUGCCCAACGCCAUGGGAGCGAGGAUGCUGGGGGGUGUGCAGGAUCAGGAAGCAGCCCCUGUGUGUCCAAAAGCCCCCACACGUGUCCACAAGUGCCCACAGCUGGGCUGCAGCAAGGCGUACACCAAAAGCUCCCACCUGAAGGCCCACAUCCGCCGGCACACCGGGGAGAAACCCUACAGCUGUGCCUGGCCCGACUGCGGCUGGCGGUUCUCCCGCUCAGAUGAACUCUCCCGACACAAGCGCUCUCACUCCGGUGUCAAACCGUACCAAUGUGCCGCCUGCCAGAAGCGUUUUGCCCGCAGUGACCACCUGGCCAAGCACGUGAGGAUCCACAGGGACCAACUGGGCAGCACUGGGAUGUAGGGCUGACCCGGUGAGGAGCAGCACUCCUGGUGGUAAUGAAAGGAGUGCCGAAGAGGAGAAGUGACUUUGUUGUAGCAAACGGUGUGUGUUGGAGCUUUCCUCAAGGACGGGUUGAGUUCAGGGUUUGUUGCUUUGAAAUCCACGUGGUGGAAAUCUAUCAGAGUCCUUGGGCAGUGUGACUUUGCUGCGGUGUGAGGAGGGACGUGCGUGGUGUCAGGAGGGGAUCAGGAGGGAUGUAAUAAGCAGCAGCACCAGCAGCAAAGCCCUUUUUUUCACGUGCUGAAGGAACCUCUGUGUGCAGAGACACCGAUGCAUGUGGAUGCAGGAGAGCUGCAUGCAUUGGCUGGGGGGAGCGCUGCAACGUGCAGCUUGCUGACGUCCUCUUUGUAUUUAACUUCUGGUUAAUUAAAGGCCAAUUCUUUGUACCGUGCCAGCUUGCCAAGCUUUUGCAAACAUCUGGGAGGGAAUUAGGUGCUUGUACAAACAAAGAACGAACGUCAGGAGUUCCAGCUAGGCGCUGUGUCCCUCCUACGUGGCUUUGCCUGCGUGUCUCAGGCUGAUGUUUGGUGCCUGCAGGCUCUUUGCGACUCAAUGUUUGUGCCAUUAUUCCAGUGUGCUUCCAGGGUAGGACUUUGUGUCCUUGUGUUGAGCUGCUGCUUUGGUGGGGAGAGUUGGGAUGUACCCAGAAGAAGGGUGGGGAAGUGGACCAAACCCUGUUCCUCCACCUAAAGCUGAGCCGAAACUCCUUGAUUUAUUCCUCACCUACAAUGUUUGGGGUUACAAGCAAUAAAAAGAAGGGUCUGCUUC
This is a messenger RNA of Meleagris gallopavo (turkey), 3088 nucleotides long. NCBI's taxonomy places the organism in Eukaryota, Metazoa, Chordata, Aves, Galliformes, Phasianidae. The record is from RefSeq and is a predicted model, not a curated record.